Molecule: messenger RNA, 1497 nt
Organism: Ixodes scapularis (black-legged tick)
Lineage: Eukaryota; Metazoa; Arthropoda; Arachnida; Ixodida; Ixodidae
Product: chymotrypsin-like elastase family member 2A
Exons: 6
Coding region: 68-925 (285 amino acids)
Biological process (GO): proteolysis
Molecular function (GO): serine-type endopeptidase activity
Source: RefSeq, a predicted model, not a curated record
CUAUUUAACGGCUCAUUUUUGUAGCUAUCAAAGGGCACGGCUAAGGCUGACUCAAUACCUCCGAAAAAUGAAGCUCGUGAUAUUCGCCUUUCUGCUGAACGUUGUCUGGAGUCGGAAACCCGCCGGAUGCGGGAGGCCGUCGAUCGAACCUUUCAUAGAGCCCGAAGACCGCAUUUAUGGCGGUAGGGUAGCCAUGCCGGGAAGCUGGCCUUGGCAAGCGCAGUUACAACUGCGCGGCCGCGGACAUAUUUGCGGCGGUUCCCUGAUCAGCGAUCAGCACGUUCUGACUGCCGCACACUGCGUCUGGGGAACACGGCCGGCAAGCUUGAAGAUUCACCUCGGUUCACACCGGCGCCUAAGACGAGAACCAGGGGAGCUUGUUGUCGACGUCCAUGAAAUUUGCAUCCAUCCUGCUUCUCGUGCCAGCCUCCCAGCGGGUUUAGGGCAGGACAUCGCAAUCAUCAAGUUGAAGAGCAAGGUGAACACGACGACGACCAUACAGCCAGUGUGCUUGCCCGAAAACCACGAAGAACUGUCCAAUACAUCGAAGGUGUUCGUUCUUGGUUGGGGAGAGACAGAACGCAGCCGAGGUUCACCAGUACUGAAACAGACUAGGGUGCAGUACUUAUCAAACAGUGAUUGCAGAGCUAGAGGAGUAACAGUAAUUUCACAAAUAUUCUGUGGAGGUCAUAUCCAUGGCAGCACCUGCAGGGGCGACAGCGGUGGACCUGUUGUGCACAGAAAUGGCGGCGUGUGGUCGCAACAUGGCAUCGUCAGCGGAGGGCCCUUUAAUUGUGGAUGGUCAUACGCACCGCAGUUUUUUGUCAAAGUGUCAUCCUACGUUGACAACUUCAUUGCACCUUACAUAAAUUCGAAAACAAGUCGCGAUAAAAUUCGGAGUAUAUGCAGACUAGUUAGUUCGUAAGAUGCCGUGAAACACCAAAUAGACAGCAUUAGUGUACUUUUUUUUUACUUAAUGGAAAAUUGACCUUUAUGCUGAUUUAUGGAACACAAUAGAUGGGCGAUUGUGUAGCAUACGUGCAAUGGUCUACGAAAUUGACUUUUUGUGUAGGUCACGUGAUGUUAACUUUUCUGCUAAACUUAGAAAAUAAAAUACAUUGUACAGUCAACGUGACAUAAGGUUACGUGACGUCAAUUUCCCUGCUAAGUUUAGCGCGGAAGCUGAAUUCGUGUGUAGGUACCGGCAGACUUUGUGCUCGUUACUCGAAAAAUGAAAUGAAUCACAAUUACAAAUUACCAAGCCUCAACUGUAAUUAAUUACCGUUACAAAUUGCUUUCGCUGAAAAGUAACAAAUUACUUUUCUCGUUAUAUUACAAAUUAUUUUCACGUUACUUUUUCUGUACACUUAUCCAGAAAACGAUAGAAACAAUUUUGAUCUUUUUAAAAAAAUAUUCCGCAGCUCUACUUUUCAUUUCUUAUACGCCCGUCUGAUGGUUAAUGUUCUUUUAAAAAUAAAAUAUUGCAUUCAAAAGAAA